Vicia villosa (hairy vetch) is the source of this 1359-nucleotide messenger RNA. RefSeq lists its product as uncharacterized. Lineage: Eukaryota; Viridiplantae; Streptophyta; Magnoliopsida; Fabales; Fabaceae. The transcript has a single exon. The coding region runs from base 1 to 1359 and encodes 452 amino acids. The record is from RefSeq and is a predicted model, not a curated record. Gene Ontology annotation, molecular function: RNA-DNA hybrid ribonuclease activity; nucleic acid binding.
AUGCUCACGUCACUAUCCAGGUUCGUGGCCAAAUCCGCCCAGCAUGCCCUUCCUUUGUUUAAACUCUUGCGCAAGGAAACCGCCUUCGAAUGGACGGAAGAAUGCGAACGCGCCCUCUCCCAUCUCAAGCGAGCCCUCUCUAGCCCAUCGGUUUUAUCUCGGCCUGAGGCCGGAAAAACCCUAUACCUUUACCUCGUCGUAGCCACCGAGGCUGUCAGCGCGGCCCUAAUACGAGAAACCCCGGAAGGCCAGAAACCCAUUUACUUCACAAGCAAAGCACUCAAAGGCCCCGAGGUAAGAUACCAACAGAUUGAAAAGUUCGUACUCGCAUUAAAAACCGCAUCACGGAGACUCAAGCACUAUUUCCUAGCCCAUACCAUAAUCCUCCUAACCGAGCAACCUGUGAAACAACUGCUGGCGCGCCCCGGUAUGGCCGGAAGGAUGCUCCAUUGGUCAUUAGAACUUGCAGAGUUCGACAUUAAAUACGAAGGGAGAAAGGCCCUUAAGGCACAGGUCUUAGCAGACUUCGUGGCCGAAAUGGCCUUCCCCGAAACAACAAACAGCGACGCCCGGAGAUGGACCAUAUAUGUGGACGGGGCGUCAAGCUCAACGGGAAGCGGAGCGGGGAUCAUUCUAGAGAACAGGGAAGGAACCCUCAUAAAGGUCUCCCUCUCGCUUUCAUCUCCAACAUCCAACAACCAAGCCGAAUACGAAGCCCUGAUCGCUGGAUUGCGCCUCGCAAACGAUUUAGAAGCCGAGGACAUCGAGGUAUUCACCGACUACCAACUGGUCGCAUCCCAUAUCUCGGGCGAAUACCAAGUCAAAAGCGAAGCCCUCGCCGAAUAUCUGGCCCUCGUACGAGAAAGACUUACUCGAUUUAAGAGCGCAAAAGUGAAACACAUCCCGAGGGAACACAACUCCCAGGCAGACGUCUUGUCUAAACUAGCUAGUAUGAGGAAGAAAGGGGGCAACAAAUCGGUGAUCCAGGAAAUAUUGCCAAAACCCAAUACUGAAUCUCCAUCCGUGUUAACCAUCGUAAACGCGAUCAGAGAUGCGUCAUGCUGGAUGACCCCCGUAUAUAACUACCUAACUAGCGACCUCCUACCCGCCGACCCAAAAGAGGCCUCCGUAAUCCGAAGGAGAGCCUGCUCAUAUGUGUUGGUAGAAAACCGCCUCUACCGGCGAGGAUUUUCCAUACCCCUCCUUAAGUGCAUAGACGAGGGCACGGCUCCUCACAUACUCCGAGAGAUACACGAAGGAAUCAAUUCCCAGAACUUAGGAGGGAAAUCCCUCGCUUGGAAAGCCCUCAGAGCCGGAUACUAUUGGCCCACGAUGCAAAACGACGCCAAGGAAUUGUAA